Molecule: messenger RNA, 1267 nt
Organism: Phyllostomus hastatus (greater spear-nosed bat)
Lineage: Eukaryota; Metazoa; Chordata; Mammalia; Chiroptera; Phyllostomidae
Gene: CD80
Product: CD80 molecule
Exons: 7
Coding region: 197-1210 (337 amino acids)
Biological process (GO): immune response; cell surface receptor signaling pathway; positive regulation of T cell proliferation
Cellular component (GO): external side of plasma membrane
Molecular function (GO): coreceptor activity
Source: RefSeq, a predicted model, not a curated record
AACACUUAGCAAUUUGAACAUCUCAUACAUUGAUUUUCAACACAAGAAAAGAAGUUGUUCUUUAGUUGUCAAAUCCACAAUUUUUAAUACUUAGGAAUUUGGAGACCUAGGUACACCAUCAGCCUCUUCUUGGUGUGUUUUAUAACUGAAGUGAGUGUUUGGGGCAAUUGAAUUAUCUUCUGCCCAAGCCUGGUGCAUGUUUGGAAGGUGCCCAGUUCUCACGUGGUGCAAAAUUACUUACUUUCGUUUUCCAUCGGAAGCAGCAAAAGCCAUGGACCAAACACUAAUGCUGGAAACACUACUGCCCAAGUGUUCAUUCCUCAAACUCUUUCAGCUUCUGGUGCUGGCUGGUCUUUUUUGCUUCUGUUCAGGUAUCAGCCAGGUGACCAAGAGAGUGAAAGAUACGGCAGUACUAACCUGUGAUUACAAUAUCUCUGCUAAUGACCUGACAAGAGUUCGAAUCUACUGGCAAAAAAAAUUAUAUAGUGAUGUGGUGCUGAGUGUCGUAUCUGGAGAAGCAAAAGUGUGGCCCAAAUACAAGAAUCGCACCAUACCUACCAUCACCAAUAACCCGUCCAUCGUGAUCCUGGCUCUUCAACUGUCGGACAGCGAUAUCUACGACUGCAUCAUUCAGAGACUUGAAAAAGGGGGUUACCAAAUGGUACAUUCAAAGUCGGUGAGAUUACUGGUCAGAGCUGACUUCCCUGUCCCAAGUAUAACUGAGCUUGGAAAUCCAUCUACUAACAUCAAAAGAAUAACUUGUUCAUCGUCUGGAGGUUUUCCAAAACCUUACCUCUUCUGGUUGGAAAAUGGAAAAGAAUUAAAUGCCAUCAACACAACAGUUUCCCAAGAUCCUGAAAGUGAGCUCUACACUGUUAUCAGUGAACUGGAUUUCAAUGUGACAAACAACCACAGCUUCACGUGUCUCAUCAAGUAUGGAAACUUAACAGUGGCACAGAUCUUCAACUGGCAAAAAUAUGAGCCAACUGUCCCUCCUUUUAUUCAUCAGUCCUCGACUUGGACCACCAAAAUAGUAUCUGGGUUUGUUCCCGGUGCUAUUGUUCUUUGCGUUCUCUUUGUGGUAAUCCUAAAAUGCCGACCUGACAGUAGAUGUGCUGCAAGGACGUACUGCAAGAGGAGGAAUGAGGAGAGCAUGGAAAUGGAAAGGAUCUCUCCUAUCUACUCAAGACCUGUAAAAGCAUCAGAAUGAACAGAACAUCUGGAGAUUUCCGGCCAAGAUGGAGGUAUAAGUAGAUACACUGUGCCU